GUCCGCACCACUGGAAUAUCCGUUGGCUCCAGACCGGCGACUACCACUGAUCGCUCUAAGAGUGACUUAUCUGUUAGACAUAUCAUUAUAUGAGCUCGGCCGACCGGAUUCUUGCGAUGACCAUGCACAUAUAUGCUCAAGGCUACUGCGAAAUGAUCGGCGGCCGAUAACUUCAGAAACUCUACGUGUAUCGCCGAACAGUCACACGACGCACUUGACUGCCUCAUCGUAUGGGUUGAACGCCGGCCGCGACUCACUGUUUUCACCAUGCCGAUCAUAGAAGAGACGGUGACGGACAAUGAACAUCAAGACAGUUCUGCGAUCGCCGAAGGCGAUGCCUCUGGUCGCCAUCCCCGUGUCCCUCCAAACCCAGCUUCGGUCAAGAUCAAUGUCGAAGGCGCCUUCAUCGUCGACGACGAGAUGAACCUCCGUAAUGGCGCCUCCAGCGAGCAUGAACACGUCCAUUGGGAACACAAGGACAUCCGCCUUCCAUAUCACACAGAUGUAGUGAGCCACGUUGCUCUUGAUAUUGGCGGGUCACUGGCGAAGCUGGUCUACUUCUCCCGCGAGCCAGGCUCGACGCACGGCGGCGGACGACUGAAUUUCCUCAACUUCGAGACGGACCGGAUUGAUUUGUGCAUUGACUUUAUUCAAGAAUUGAAGAAGACGCAGUCAAAGCUCAAUGGGUCUACUCCACAGGAACUGUGUGUCAUGGCAACAGGAGGCGGCGCAUACAAGUUUUACAACCGGAUGAAAGAGCUGUUGCACGUGGAUGUAGUUCAAGAGGACGAGAUGGAGUGCCUCAUUAUUGGGCUAGACUUCUUCAUUACCGAAAUCCCGCGAGAGGUGUUCACAUACAGUGAAGAGGAGCCGAUGCAGUUCGCCGAAGCCCGCGCAGACAUCUACCCCUACCUCCUGGUCAAUAUUGGAUCUGGUGUCUCAAUGGUAAAGGUCUCUGGACCUCGAGAGUUUCAGCGCGUGGGCGGGACGUCCUUAGGCGGUGGGACAUUCUGGGGUAUCCUAUCCCUUCUCACCGGAGCCCGCACUUUCGACGAGAUGCUCCGUUUGGCGGAAAAGGGGGACAACAGCGGCGUAGAUAUGCUUGUGGGUGAUAUCUAUGGCGGGGGAUACAGUAAAAUUGGGCUCAAAAGCACCACUAUUGCAAGCACGUUUGGGAAAGUGUUUCGAAUGAAGAGGAUGGCCGAAAGACACGCGGAAGACGGUGAAGGGUUAUUUAACGGCGAUGGUCACGGCGAGGACCAUGACAUGCUACGAGGAUUCAAAAUCGAAGACAUGGCCAGAAGCUUACUAUAUGCCAUCUCGAACAACAUUGGCCAGAUUGCUUACCUUCAGUCAGAGAAGCACAACCUCCAGCACAUAUAUUUUGGCGGCUCUUUCAUUCGAGGCCAUACUCAGACGAUGAAUACCCUUUCUUACGCCAUCAAAUUCUGGUCCAAAGGCGAGAAGCAAGCCUACUUCCUCCGGCACGAAGGAUACCUUGGCGCUGUUGGAGCAUUCCUCAAACGACAACCGAAGAAUUGGGGCAGGCGCAACAGUUUCGAGGAUAUCAGACUAGGCAAAGUGUUGUCGAGGGAAUAGCAUGGAUUCGCAUCUCUCAACAAAACAGUGAUUAUCGGAAUCUUGUUCAGAUCCGUGCACUUUGCCAGAGAGGUCCAUUUGACUAAGAAGGCACCGAGAACCUGUUUAUACCUUCGACACCAAAGCCAUGCUCCAGAACCACCCUUUGGAAAAGAUGGGCACGAAUAUUCUUUGGCGAGACAAGCGUGUCUUUCAAAAAAUACCAAACAAAACACACUACCGCCAGUCCCGCAUAUCGGAACAGAAGCAAAGGUUACUCCGUGGGCAUGCACCUGGGGCAAUUAGUAUUGUUGUCCUAGACUGGAUACCCAGGUAUGGGGUGGUCCGAACCACAGGACAACUGGUUUGAGAGAGGGGUCUGGGAGUUGCAGCAGUGCCCGAAGAGGGCCUCCAAUGCAUCACUACCUGGUGAUUCUGUGAGAACCCACAAGAGAUUUGGGCUUUCGACAGAAGCUUUUGCGUAAGGCUGGAGGAGGUUUCCGGCGGGCGUAGAAGGUUGGAAAACUCCUUAGUGAGUUGGGAGUGAUGCAAUAUCGCACCGAGGCGGCACUCUUCCGAUCAAUAUAGCGGGAAGUUCCAGCAAUAUCUUUAAUCUACUUCCCUCAGCAGCACACUCCACAAAAAGAGCACGAGAAGUCACCGGCAAGGAGAUGCCGCAGCGG
This is a messenger RNA of Cladophialophora immunda, 2261 nucleotides long. Its product is annotated as pantothenate kinase. The record is from RefSeq and is a predicted model, not a curated record. The coding region runs from base 268 to 1599 and encodes 443 amino acids. The transcript has 3 exons. Gene Ontology annotation, cellular component: cytosol; nucleus. NCBI's taxonomy places the organism in Eukaryota, Fungi, Ascomycota, Eurotiomycetes, Chaetothyriales, Herpotrichiellaceae. Gene Ontology annotation, molecular function: ATP binding; pantothenate kinase activity. Gene Ontology annotation, biological process: coenzyme A biosynthetic process.